AUGGCAAGGCGCAAAUGCCUUCUCUUCGUGCUGGCCACACUGCCAGUUUUCUGGGUGUUCUGGCAGCUCAGCCAUAUGGACCAUGCGCAGACCCCGCCGUCACCACCAGAGAAGAAUCUUCACUAUUUGCGGGCUAAUAGGAGUUUGGUUCAUUAUUUGGACAAUAUAAACAUCCUCAUAGAACCAUCAUCGGUCUGCCAGAAGAAGGUCCCGGUGCUCGUUCUAGUGACCAGCACCCCCUCCCACUAUCGUCACCGUGACGCCAUCAGAAAUACUUGGGGGAAGCACCAGGAGACGUAUUUCUUCCGUGGUCUUACCCAGGAUGAUGAUCGAAUGGCAGACGCCUACAUCGAAGCGAAACAGCACAGCGACCUCAUAGUCCAUGAGCUCCAAGACCACUAUCAGAACCUGACGCUGAAGGUGGCGCUGAUGCUGCAGUGGGCCCUCCACCGCUGUCCGCGGGCAGAGUUCGUGUUCAAGACUGACGAUGAUGUGAUGCUCAAUCCGAGGACUUUGGAGACGGUGCUGGAGGAUAAUAACGGCGCCGCGUUGUUUGGGUACAAGAAAGAGAACAUCGUACCGGACAGACGCGAGUACACCAAGUGGUACCUGCCUCGGUGGCUUUACAAUGAAGAAUUGAUACCAGAAUAUCUAUUGGGGUCAGGAUAUAUUAUUAAUGGUAAAAACCUAAAAGAGAUCUUCAGCGCCGCCCUCCACAUCCCUCUCAUCAACAUAGAAGACAUCCACUUCACGUACCUCGUCGCCAAGAGAGCCCUAGGGCUCCCCCUCACCCACGACCGAAGACUGAGCCCAUACAAACCUUGGAUAUUCACUUGUCCGUACAAAAACUACGCUUCCGUACAUAGUCUUAGUCCUGAGGAGAUGGAUAUUAGAAAUUGCCCGCAAUUUGCGAACUUCGGUUUCCGGAAAAACUAA
Cydia splendana is the source of this 936-nucleotide messenger RNA. Its product is annotated as beta-1,3-galactosyltransferase 5-like. The coding region runs from base 1 to 936 and encodes 311 amino acids. Gene Ontology annotation, molecular function: hexosyltransferase activity. Lineage: Eukaryota; Metazoa; Arthropoda; Insecta; Lepidoptera; Tortricidae. The transcript has 7 exons. The record is from RefSeq and is a predicted model, not a curated record. Gene Ontology annotation, cellular component: Golgi membrane.